Molecule: messenger RNA, 6670 nt
Organism: Pseudomyrmex gracilis
Lineage: Eukaryota; Metazoa; Arthropoda; Insecta; Hymenoptera; Formicidae
Gene: Cog7
Product: conserved oligomeric Golgi complex subunit 7
Exons: 11
Coding region: 2374-4467 (697 amino acids)
Biological process (GO): intracellular protein transport; Golgi organization; retrograde vesicle-mediated transport, Golgi to endoplasmic reticulum
Cellular component (GO): COG complex
Source: RefSeq, a predicted model, not a curated record
CGACAGCGGUAUUUAUUUUCCUGAAGUAUUUGAGCGUUUGGAAAUAAUCUUUCUGGAAUUUCAAAAGUUCUAUGCGGUAUUUACAAGAUAUUUGUGCUGUGUGAGAUAUCCAAGGAACAUUCGUUAAACGGUCCAUUGAAUAUCCGAGCGGUAAUAAGGAGUAGACGGCAAUUUUGUGUAGAGGACAGAGGAGAGAAAGGGUUGUCGUUCUUACAAGGAGAUCUUUUUUUUUUUUCUCAUGAAUCCUCUUACUAUCUAUCGUUCACGUGUCGAUUUAUACGUCAACGACGCCAGCACAAUGCGACAGGUUCAGAUUGGAAUGUGAGCAAGACCGAUUAGUAUAAUCUAUGAUGCCAGAUUGGAGUGUGGAUUGGAAAAAAAAAAAAAAAUUCUUACAAUUUUGUGCCACAAUUUUUUUGUUACAUAUCGAAUUGGUUUAUAUUGAUGCAUAAUUAUAGUCCAGAUCGCUCCUCGCGGAGGAGGAGAACUCGCAUAAUUUUGCAAAACGGGUCGUUUAACAAUGCGUAAAAAGUGGGAUCUCCGCAUGGAUGCAUCGGAUGCACCUCGAAGUGCGUAGCGUGAAGCCGCGUUGCGUAAAAUGACUUCGACAAAAGGUGUUACGCGAUAAAAAUUGCACACAUUUGAAUUGCACACAUAUCAUAGUGCAUUCUCUGUAAUAUAAAGAUGUCAACAAAAAAAAAAAAAAAAAAAAUAAUAAUAAUAAUAAGAUUCAAAUUCUAUCCGACGUGCUACGCGGAAAACGAAAGGAACGAGUUUUUGCUACGCAACUGCGACUUCGAGCUUAAUUGAUCGGGUCAGCUGUUAAAUUUAGCGUAUAUGAAACAAUACAAGUAUAUAUUGAGGCGCGGUAUAUACACGAGGUGUUCCGGAAACUGCGUACCUCUCUCUUGACCACAACAACAAACGUUUAUCGCGCGUUGAUUCGUUGAAUUUCUAAUGAUAAAAAAAAAAAAAAAAAAAAAAAAACAUUAUUUUGAUUUUAAUCUAAAACAAAUUCUCUGAAUUUCUUCUUUUUCCUUCCGCAUUUAUGACAUAAUAUUUUGUUAAGCAAAUUAGAACAAAUAAAUGUAGUUUUAAUGAAUUAAAUCUAGUAGUAUAAUUUUUCAAACGUUGAAUGACGAUUCCAGACGUGAUUAUCAUAUCAACCGAUAUUGCAUCGGACUUGCAUCACGAUAUUAAUCGUGUUUUGCGUCUCGAACGUUUACCGUGUUAAUAAAUUUUUGCGCGACGUCUUAAUAAUUUGUGCGAAUAAAUUUUUUUUUAAGUGUUUUUGACACCGCCAGUUUUUUCACACGUUAUGCAAAAAAACUACUUUCGAUGCAGACAACAGUUUCAAUUAGUCUAUGUUGCAUUAAGAAUGACUCAAUCAAAAAUUCAAAAUGUCUGUAUUUUCUAUAUUUAAAGGUUAUAUAAACACACAUCAAUAAACUUGCGUUUUAUUUGCCCUUGCGUUAAAAUUAUACUACCAGAGACAAAACUUUGGUCAUCGAUAUUGAAAUUAAAUUUUAUAAAUUCUAUAUUACUUUUUGUUAUAUAUAGAGCGGUCCUUGAGAUGAAAAUAUGUAUAUAUUACCUAAGUAAAUCUCGAUAUCGUCUCGCUUCUUACAGCGAGCAAGGAAGUGCGCAUCUUCCGGAACACUCUGUAUAAGUGCAUGUAACGUACGGCAAUUGGCCAUGUGUGUGCGCACGAUUCACGGACUGUCGACGAUCAGUCAGCCCUCUUGCCGAGCGCAAAGGGGUGAAUUGAGGGCAGCGCUGGCCGGCGGAGCUCUGCUCCUGGAUCUACGACGAGACGGCGGCUCUCGUCGCGCCUCUCCCUUCCUUCCUUCCUUCCUUCCUAGUUGGGUCGCUUGCGGGGGUGAUUUUCGGGGAGGCUAAAUUCCAACUUCCAACUGUUGCGCAAAUGGCGUGGCGCAAACGCAGUUUCGAAGGCGUGGCGAUCGACAAAGGGCUCGGAAACGGCCGAUAACGCGCCGUUUUCCAUUCCCCUUCCUCCCUCUGUGUGUAUGUCUCUCUUUCUCUCUCUCUCUCUCUCUCCUCUUUUUACUCUCUCCCCCUCUGAUCUUUUUUUCGCCGCCUCGUUACGCACCACCUGCGGAGUAGGAAGCAGCCUGGCCGCAGAAUAAACGAGUAGCGCGCGUCGCUCCAGUCAGGAUCACAGGAUUCAUAAACGCGCGAGGGGGAGGAGGAGGAGAGUAGAAGUGGUGGCGGUGGUCACGUCCAACGAGAUGCCCUCCCUUGGAUGUCUCCGCGUUUUCCGAGGAAACCUUCGACGUGAAGGAGUGGAUCAACCGGACAUUCAAAUCCGCCGAGGCGCAGGAGAACAAGGAUGCGUUUGUUUCGUCAUUAGUGAUGAAGUUGCAAUUGUACGUGCAACAAGUCAAUGGCGCUUUGGAAGAGACCAGUCAAUCAGUUCUCUCGAGCUUGCCAAGGAUUUUGAGAGACACUCAAUUACUGCAGCAAGAAACAUUAGCGUUGCGAGAGAAAAUGGUCUCUGUGAAGCAAGAAAUCGCCAAGGUCGAGAAAGAUACGGCCUCCUCAAUGGCAAUGCUGGAGAAGAUUGACAGGAUAAAAACAGAAUUACAAACCGCUAAGCAAGGAUUACACGAAGCCGAUAAUUGGACAGUAUUGGCAAAUGACAUGGAAGAGCUAUUUGAAUCUGGUGAUAUAGAAGCUAUAUCUGACAAGUUAUUCAGCAUGCAAAAGUCAUUAGCUAUGCUUGCGAAUGUUGUCGACUACGAGGAUAAAAAGUUGCAAUUGGAAGGCUUGAAAAAUCGUCUUGAGGCAAUGGCCAGUCCGCGAUUGGUCCAAGCCUUUACUGCUGCCAAUUUAGUGCAAUCCAAGAUUUAUGUGGACAUUUUUAGCAAAAUGGAACGUCUGCCCCAGCUUCUCAAAUACUAUCACAAUUGCUUGAAGGUUUCUUUGCUCCAAGAAUGGAGACGCACCAUAGAACUGGCGCAGGAUGAGAAUGUCACGUACUGGUUGCACACGUAUUAUGACAAACUGUUGUCUUCUUGGCACGAGCAGGUUAAAUGGUGUCAUCAAGUGUUUCCCAAUACUUCAAAAGAUAUUCUCAUUGAUGUUUAUGCCGAUCUUUUGAAGAAUCUGGAUCCUGGUAUUCCGGAAUGCAUAGAAGCGGUACUCAAGCAACAUUCGACUGCGGUGCAAUUGUCUAUUCUGCUCGAGUUGAAACAGAUGACAAAGCAUUUCGCCGUGAAUUUGAGCGGCGCGAUCGAAACGUCAAUUCGGGGAAAAUUGCAAACUGAAAAAUUGCUGUCUCUGGCGCAGGCUAUGUACGCACCUUACGUUCCUUACGUCGCAAAGUACAACAUGUUUGAGACCGCGCAGUUGGGAGAGCAACUCCAAUUCCUGGAUCGUUCGCACGACGAUUUGAGCGACACUAUCAAUGCAUUUUCUCUUAGCAUUUCGAGAAUUAUGGGCUAUGCUAAUGAAGCUAACAAACGCUGCAAACUAUUUACGGAAGGCUGUGGAUAUCCUGGUUUAUUGCAUUCGUUGAAUAUUUAUUUCAACAAAUAUCUCGACAAAUAUCAGCAAGGUUUGAGACAACUCGAACGAAGAAAGGUAAAACACGAAGACUGGAAUUUAUUCCAAAUGUGUCUCACGUUGAUGCAGACUAUAGGCGAUCUCUUGCAACAAGUGCAGCAAUUCGAAAAGUCGCUCGUGAUUGACAUCACAGAAGCCAAUAAUAAAUUACAAAGCACAAACGAAAGUGUAUUCUGUCAGUAUAAGAAACUAUUGCUAACUGAAUCGGGACGUGCUAAUUUAGAAAAUCUCGUUGCAUCUUUUCAACGAGAAGACGAGACGAUUCUCGAUUCGAUCAUAAAAGCCAUUCACAAGCUGUGCUCCGAUUUACAUCACACGACGUACGAAGUGAUCUUCGCUCCGAUAUUCUCUCAAUUGUUACUCGUACAAAAAGCGCCGGCUUGGUCAUUGGAAGCCAACAAAAUGUCCAAUCUAAGUUCGGGCCUGCCUGAUUACAGUUUUGCUCCUCAAGAAUACAUUACGCAAGUUGGACAGUAUCUGAUGACGUUGCCGCAACACUUGGAGCCGUUUUUAUUGCGGGACAAUCCGAGUCUAACCCAAGCGUUAAAAGCUGCCGAUCCUCAAUACGCUCAGGGAUCGACCGAAUCCGGAUUCACCGGUAUACUAUUGGACAUCGUUGCUCGAGGAACGUGCCAAAUGUUUCAGGAUCAAACGUUGGGCAUCAGUCAGUUGAACUCGGUUGCCUGCAAACAGCUCGCAACUGAUAUCGAUUAUCUAGGCAACGUACUGGAGGAGCUUGGUUUAAGCUUAUCGGAAAAUCUCCAGCAUAUGUCUUUGUUGCUGAGGUUACCGCCAGAGGAUUAUCAGAACGGUAGUUCCGGCUGCAACGCCCGUAUUGUAGCUGCGGUCAGACAAAUGCGUAAUAUCACGUCCUCCGGCUGACACGAUCCUUAUCAAACGGAACGCGUAAAGUAAAGAUCUAUUCUUGAUACGCUAUGGUGUUCGCGAAUGUGCGUCCAAUUAUUCUCCAAAGUUCGGGCAGAGCUUUAUUUACAUCUGCAGUUCUUGUGAGAGACGUGAACUUUGUUGUGACAUGUUUCUUGAAAGAUCAAAUCAAACUUGGCCACGUCGGACAUGAGUUUUCCCAAAUAAAGUUUCGUCUGAAUAGAGAGAAACGUUACAACGCUAUGUAUUUUCGAUAAAUAAUUUUUUAUAUUUGCGCGUAUGUGAAAUUUAUAUACGACUGUAAAAGGCAAACUCAUGUACAAAAGUAUUAUGUGUAAUAUAUUAACAAUAACUCUCAUACUUUGAGUCAUUUUUCACCUAACCUAACGUACAAAUUUUAACAUUUUCUGAUCGGGAUAAAAGAUGUGUGGAUGUGCUUACGAAAUAUAGUUUGCUCGAAUUUACUUCAUAAUCGUUUUAUUGGCUACAUUAUGUCUGAACUGAAAUACUGGUAACUAAUUUCCUUUCCCCGCAUCUUUAAGUAAUGUUUCAAGAUGCGGAGAUGCAACUUCAAUGUUUGAAACAUAUAUAUAUUUCCAAUCCUUCCUUCUCUCACACUGUGUUCAUUCGAGGUUUACGCAACUAUAAAAAAAACAACUUAGAAAGAUCUCGCAGCACUUCUCAUCUAAAAUAGCUCGGGACACACAGUUUUAUGCGCCGCACAAAGGCGUGAAUAUACUUACAAAGAACAUGAGAUAUACACACAUAUAUAUAUACAUAUAUAUGUAUAAGAGCUAGGAAACCGACCGUUUUUUUUUUUUUUUUUUAAUACCGAUAGAGAUUCAUAGUUGAGCAGUUUCUCUUACUCUCACACUCACUCUCUUCUUCUCUCUCUUUUUCUCUUUCUUUCUUUCUUAUAUCACAUGUGCUCGCACGUAUAAAGUUCGAGAUGAGUACGAAUCAACGUUUUUCAACGAGUCGUGUCAAAAGAUAAAAUGCAGCAAAUGCGUGUUUCACUUUCGAGCAGAUAGUCUAUACAUUACCGCAUUUUAGAUCGAACAUAAAAAUAUCUAGUUUAUAUAUGCAUAGAUAUGCAUUGCAAUGACACGUUAUUACGUUCUUUGUGUCUUUUUUGUCCUUUUUGUCAAUUUUAUUUACAUAUGUGCAUUUGCUACAUUUUUUUUUUCACUAUCGAUUACAUCGCAAGCUUUUUGCGUAGAACAUACGAGGUCUUCUUUUGUCGACUGCAUCGGACUGCGUUAAAACUGUGACGUAGAGCGUUUUCAAUGGACAAACAGGUUUAAUUGAUCCUAUAUAGAGUGAUUAAAUUCGCUCCAAUCAAAAACGCUAACAGGCACGCGGCCUGAUCAUCAAAAUUUGUCGCGAAGGACAAUUUGUUGUCAAAAAUGUCACAGCAAUUGCACGCAAUGUCAAUUAGUUGCAAAUUUCACAUAAUAUGCUUUUCGAUGACUGUCCGUUUUCGAUACAAAUUUUGCUAUUGUCAGGAUGAGGACAAAGCUCAUCUUCUACCGCGGCAGUGCAGCUCCGGUACAGUCGAAAAAGAAGAAAAGACCCAUACGCGCAAAAUCAACAAUCGUUGGUCGUUGAUCGAGUAACAUUUCACUCGUUGCGAAUGUAUUCAAUCGAUAAUAAAGUUAACGUCAUACCCUGCGCGUUUUCUUAGUUUCCUUCUUUUUUUUGUUUUUGUUUUUUUUGUUUUUUACUUUGCGUCAAUCACGCAACAAGUUAAUUCGCCUAAGGUAUACAAGUAAGUGAACGUUAGAGUACAGCAUGAUAAACUAUAUAUGCACGAAUUCGUUAACACAUACGUAAUUAAUUUGAUAUAUAGUUAUAUAGCACUUGUGCGUAAGUCUUUCACAAUCGUACGACGCGAAAUCGUUUUAUCCUCACAAAGAAAGAAUAUCGUACGAAAUAUAUACUUACAAUAUGUAACAAAACUUUUUUAGACAGAACAGACAAUUCUCUUAUCGUGUGAGUGAAGCGUCUCUCUUAUAACUUCAAUAAAAAAGAAAAACUAUAUCCCAAGUUAAUAAUAAUAAUGCAGCAAGUGUCGCGUUAACGUGCUCGCUAGUAUCUUCGAAUUGCGGAUGCGCGACGCAAAAACGACGACGUCAAAAAAUAUCAACAAUAUCGCCAACAAUUCGCAUACAAAUUUAUAUGUAUAAAAAAAUCUGAGUUU